Harpia harpyja (harpy eagle) is the source of this 3589-nucleotide messenger RNA. RefSeq names its product quiescin sulfhydryl oxidase 1 (gene QSOX1). The transcript is spliced from 12 exons. Gene Ontology annotation, molecular function: protein disulfide isomerase activity; flavin-dependent sulfhydryl oxidase activity. Gene Ontology annotation, biological process: protein folding. The coding region runs from base 4 to 2217 and encodes 737 amino acids. Gene Ontology annotation, cellular component: Golgi membrane. Lineage: Eukaryota; Metazoa; Chordata; Aves; Accipitriformes; Accipitridae. The record is from RefSeq and is a predicted model, not a curated record.
GCGAUGUGGCGGCGGCGGCGGCGGGCGCGGGGCGGGGGGGGCGGCGGGGAAGGGGGGGGCCGCUGGUGGCCGGCGACGGUCCUGGUGCUGUCGCUGUCGCUGCCGGCGGCGCGGCCCCGCGGGCUGUACUCGGCCACCGACCCUUUGGAGCUGCUGGGGACGGGGGCGGAGGGGCGGCUGCUGGGCUCCCCCAGCGCCUGGGCCGUCGAGUUCUUCGCCUCCUGGUGCGGGCACUGCGUCCACUUCGCGCCCACAUGGCGGGCCUUGGCCCACGACCUCCGCGAGUGGAGGCCUGCGGUGAUGCUGGCGGCCAUUGACUGCGCUGACGAGGCCAACCAGCAAGUGUGUGCUGAUUUUGGGAUAACCGGCUUCCCCACGCUGAAGUUCUUCAGAGCUUUUAGCAAGAAGGCAGAGGAUGGGAUAAGGAUUACCAAUCCCAGCGCCACUGUUGAGGACCUGCGCCAUGCUAUCAUCACCAACCUUGAGCAGAGCCAGGACACCUGGCCACCCGCCUGUCCUCCGCUGGAGCCGGCAAGCACAGAGGAGGUUCGCACCUUCUUCCAGAGGAACAAGGACCAGUACCUGGCACUGAUCUUCGAGAAGAGCAACUCCUUUGUGGGCAGAGAGGUGGCGCUGGACAUGCUGCAGUACGAGAACGUGGCAGUGAGGAGGGUGCUGAGCAGUGAGGAGGAGCUCGUGGAGAAGUUUGGCGUCAGCACCUUCCCCUCUGGCUACCUGCUCUUCCGCAAUGGCUCCUUCUCCCGCCUGCCUGUGCACAUAGAGGCACGCUCCUUCUACACCUACUACCUGCGCAUGCUCUCGGGAGUCACCCGCGGCUCCUACAAGCUGAACAGAACUGUCAGCACUUCCAACGAGACCAACACAUCCCAGCCAAAGCAUGCUGACCGCUCCAAGGUGUACGUGGCUGACCUGGAGUCCACACUGCACUACUCACUGCGGGUGGAGGCUGCCCGCGCUGCUGUGCUGUCGGGAGACCAGCUGGCUGCCUUCAAGUGCUACGUGGCCAUGUUGGUGAAGUACUUCCCCGGGCGCCCCUGCGUGCAGACCUACCUGCAGUCCCUGGACGGCUGGCUGAGGAACUGGACGGAGCCUGAGCUGCCCCGCAGCGCCUUGAAGGAGGCCAUGAAGAAUAACAGAGAUGCCUCCCACCCCGCCGUGCUCCCCACCAACGUGACCUGGGUGGGCUGUCAGGGCAGUGAACCCCACUUCCGUGGCUACCCCUGCGGGCUCUGGACCGUCUUCCACCUGCUGACCGUCCAGGCUGCCCAGAGUGGCCCUGACAAAGAGCUGCCGCUGGAGGUGCUGAGCACCAUGCGCUGCUACAUCCGGCACUUCUUCGGCUGCCAGGAGUGUGCCCAGCACUUCGAGGCCAUGGCAGCUGAGUCCAUGGAUCGGGUGGCAGGCCGGGAGGAGGCUGUCCUCUGGCUCUGGUCCCACCACAACGAGGUCAACGCUCGCCUGGCGGGAGGUGACACGGAGGACCCCAAGUUCCCCAAGCUGCAGUGGCCUCCGCCAGACAUGUGUCCCCAGUGCCACAAGGAGGAGCGGGGGGUGCACGCCUGGGACGAGCCAGCCGUGCUCACCUUCCUCAAGGCACACUUCUCCCCGGCCAACAUCUACCCGGACUAUGCUGAGGCCGACCCCAUCGCUGUGGUCAGGGAGGGGAUGGGCGCCAGGCUGGGCACCGAGGGCCCGCGAGAGGAGAGGGAGAAGGAGGAGGAAGAGGAGGAAAAGGAGACGGAGGGCGAGAUGAGAGCUCUGGGGCGACCGGGCUCCCCUGAGCCGCGGCGUCCCAGCAUCGUGCGGCUGACUCCCAAGCUGCGGGAGGUGAGCGAGGACAUCGUGGACCUGGACUCCUUCAGCGAGCAGCACUUCAAGAGUCAGGCGCUGCGAGCAGCAGCCGGCCGGCGCCGGCGGCUCAGCAAGCGGGACACCAUCGCUCUGCCCCAGGAUGCCGGGGUGGGCCGGGAGCACCGGCGGGCUUCCGGUGUCCUGGUCCGGGAGGAGGAGGAGGUCAGGGAGGGCGUGCGGAGGAGCCCCUGGCUGCGGGUGCUCGGCUUGGGCUUCUCCCGUCUGGACAUCAGCCUCUGCGUUGCCCUCUACUUCCUUUCCUCCAUGUGCCUCCUGGGCAUGUACACCUUUUUCCGCCUCCGCACCCGCGCCCGGAAAGGCCGCCCUGGCUUCCCUGUGGCCUGAGAGCGGUUGUGGGGGGCCGGGAGCUGUCCCCAGGGUGGGUGGGCUGCUGGGACAGCGUUUUGUCCCCCAGCAGGAAGGGGUUUGAUGUAUCCCCGCUGGGAGCUGCGCCCGUUUGCAGCAGUCGCCUCACCCAGGGUGGAGGCAAAGGCUGGAGGGCUCCUUUUAGGGGGAAGGAGCUGUCGGGGCAUCCCCCUCUCAGAUUGUGGUGCCGUGUUUUGGGUGUGUGGGAGCUGGGAUGCUGGCAGCAGUUCGGAUCUCGGCACCCAGCUGCCCUCGGGAGCUCCCCAGCGCUGGGCUGGUUUCAAACUGGGAAGCCCAGUCCCGUACUGGGGAACAGCCCUUUGGGGUCAAACCACUAGUGGGGCCAGGAGUGUGGGGGUUUAGCCCCCCCAAAAAGCAGGCACUGCUGGGUGGGGGGUGGCAGUCAUGGGUUCACCUGCAUUUUGUGUGUCCCCCACUUUGAGACAUGGACUGGGGCUCCCCACCUUUCCUCGCCUCUCCCCACGCUGUUCCUCACUCUCUGCUUGUCUUAGUGGAAUAAAUUAUUUUUGCCGACACCAGCCCUGCUGUGUUGGCUGGUCCCUGCCAUCCCCCUACCGCCGGCUGUCCUCACUCCAGGCUCCCUGAUCACCCUGGGAAGAGCACUGGCUUGGUUUAAAUCCUUUAAAUAUUUUUAAUUGUUACUAUUGUAUGUUUUCUCCUGCUUUAUGCUUCUGGAUGCACCCGUGGCCAGCUGCUCCCCAUACAGCCGGCAUGUCCCCAUGGUUGAGGUGGCUCGUGGUUUGUCCUCAAGCAGGGUGAUGGGGAGGGAGCCUGGGGGGGCAGGAAGUUGCUGGAAAAAAGUUGGCACAAGCCAUGGAGCUGCAGUUCGGUGCCGGCCAUGCCCGUGAUCCAGAGCAGGGAGACGCACGCGAGCAUCCCUGCAUCCCCCUGGGGACCGGGACCUCCACAGGUGUGAGCCCCUUGUGCCUGUCCCCGAUUCUCUCUGCCCUUUUAUCCUUGUUAGGAAUCAUUAAGGAAAAUGGUUGUUUUCCGGGGUCGGGGCCAUCUGCUCUCCCGGCGCUGCUUAAAUCCCCCUGUAACAAAUUCAUUGGGAUUACGCUGCCCUCCCCUAAUCCCGGCCCUUCCCCCCACACGGGGGAUUUAAAAGGAUUAGAGCCCGGCCGAUAAUAAACUUUAUUAAGGGGGAGGAGGGGUGUCAAUCCGAUUUGGAGCCUUUUUCUUGAUAUCUUCACUUUGCCCAGGUGGGAGGUGAGGGCCUGUGGGAUGGGGAAGGAGGGUGGCUGGCUCUGCUGCUGCCCAGGCACUGGGAGCUCUCACUCCUCUGGACCUUCCUCCCUCACCUGCCCUUGAAAUAAAUUUUCUUGCUCCA